GCUACAUAUGAGAGGGCUAAAAAAAUGACAUUUGUCUAAAAAUAACAACAAAUAAAUUCCUUUAGUGCGUAAAAAAGUAUCAAGUUGGUCAAAAUAAUUAAUGAAAUCUAGAAUUAUUGAUCGAAAACGAAUUAAAAAUAAAUUAAAGGCUCAACGACUAGCGUUGUUCUUUGUAUCGGAAAACCAAGAUGGCGACUCACGUGGAUUGAAAAAAAGAGAUUUCACUUUUCGUCUAAUUUCGUCCGACACUUUUCCAUUUUUGUCGAAUGAUCAAUGGCAGUGGCAUUUUUAUCGUAUACUAAGUAUAUUAGGUUACUCAGAUGUAUGCAAAAUAGUUCAAUUUUGUACGAAACAUCAAAAAGAUCAAUCAUGACAACCCGGCCGAGGUUGGAAAAAGUACUUGAGGACCUCCAGAAAAAUCCGUUUUUUGACAAAUAUGCACAAAAAAUUGCUAAACUUCAACAAACUAGUCCCGAAGAAUUCUUGGAUAGAGUCAGUGAAAAGGAGAGGAAAAUUAAGGAGGAGAAAGGCAAAGUCCCUGCGGCUGUAAGACCGUCUACACAAUCGACAAGGAGUUUUCUAACCGCUUUAUGGAAAUAUAAUCACUUUCACAGGGAGAUUUGUAGAUCUUAUUCAACUUCCGCUUCAGAAUAUAAAUACGUGACGACACCAAUUUUUUACGUAAAUAAUGUUCCACACAUCGGGCAUUUAUAUACAGCCGCUUUAGCGGACACGAUAGCAAGGUUUAAUUCAAUGUUAGGACACAAAACAAUUUUAACUACAGGAACAGACGAGCAUGGAACGAAAGUUCAGCGUGCAGCAGAAUUGAAUAAACUUCCUACAAAGGAAUAUUGUGACAAAAUUUCGCUUAGUUUUAAAAAUAUGUGUGAUACUUUUCAUGUAGAAUAUUCUGAUUUCAUUCGAACGACUGAGGUUCGUCACCGAGAGGCGGUUCAUCACUUUUGGAACAGAUUAAGUGAGCGAGGACACAUUUAUUCAGGAAAAUAUAGCGGGUGGUAUUGUGUAGCAGAUGAAGCUUUUCUCUCUGAUGCAGACAUUACAGAGAAGAAAAAUAAUAAGGGAGAAACUAUGAAAGUAUCUUUGGAAUCUGGGCAUCCUGUCGAGUGGGCCGAAGAAGAUAAUUUUAAAUUCCGCCUCAGCGCUUUCCAGGACGAUUUGAAACACUGGUUGAAAGAUGAAAAUGUAGUCAGGCCUGAAAAAUUCCACAAAAUGUUGUCGCAAUGGGUUGAAGACGGUGAAAUUUUUAAGGAUCUGAGCAUUUCACGGCCAUUGAGCAGAGUUUCUUGGGGUAUAACGACUCCCGGUGAUGAUUCUCAAAGCAUUUAUGUGUGGCUGGAUGCCUUAAUUAAUUACCUGACAGUCUUAGGAUAUCCGAAUGAAAAUUUCAGGCAGUUCUGGCCUCCUUCAGUGCAAGUGAUUGGAAAAGACAUUUUAAAAUUCCAUGGAGUGUACUGGCCAGCUUUCUUAAUAGCAGCUGGCCUCGAACCUCCUAAAACUUUAGUGUGUCACUCCCACUGGACCGUAGAGGGCGAAAAAAUGUCCAAGUCGAAUACGAACGUCGUUUCGCCUUUUGAUGCUGCUACGCAGUAUUCUCCUGAGGGAGUCCGUUAUUUUCUUCUGCGGGAGUCAGUUCCACAUAAAGACUCAAAUUUCAGCGAAAACACCGUGCAAUUGAUAUUAAACGCAGACUUGGCAGAUAAUCUGGGCAAUUUAGUUCGCAGAUGUACGAGUAAUCUCAUCAAUUCCGAAAAAGAGAUUCCAAAUCCAAAAUUAUUUGCCGACGUUCUGAAAUCGGAACAAGCGCUUAAAGUGAAAGAGAAUCUCGAAUUUUUGAAGGCGACUGCUGAAAAGAAUUACAAAAGUUUCAAUGUUCAUCAUGUCGUAGACGCAGUUAUGACUACUUUGCACAGUGCAAAUCAAAUGUUUGAUUAUCAUAAACCCUGGGCUUUAAGAAAACUCACAUCCGAUUUGGAAGCCGAAAAAGAAUUAAAAGCUGUAAUUUCCCUAACGCUGGAAACCGUCCGAGUAUCAGCUUUAAUUCUUCAUCCAGUGAUUCCCAAGCUCACGAGCGAUCUUCUCGAUUUUCUUCAGGUACCCCAAGAAAACCGAACCUGGGAAGACACAAGUCCUGCCUAUCUGGAAACUUCACCUUCGGAAAAUAGAAAUUAUACCAAGGAUUGUAUUUUUUUUGAGAAAAUACGAGAUGCAAAGAAGUAACGGAAGUGUUCAUAGUUUAAUACUCUUUGUGGAAGUCUUAAUGCUAAUAUAUUUACAGAGAACGAUCAUACGGAUAUAAUUUUUAGUGUACAUAAAUAUCUUGCACGAAACGUGCCGACGAAAGGAUGCAAAAUUGAUUUCUCAGGGUCGAAAGACCAGUGAUGGGAAGCAACUAGUUUCUUUUAACCAGUAACUGUAACCAGUUGCUUGUUUAGAAAUUACAGUGAAUUUAUUUUUUGACCGGGAAUCUGACAAAUUUUUAUAAAAAACAAAAUCUGUCCAACUUUGAAUUCAACCGUUUUUAAAAAUAAUUAGUUCAAUUAGGCAUUUUUUAAAAGUUAUAUCAUUCAGUUUAGAAUGAUUCAUUCGAAAAUCUUCCAGUUUAAACAUUUUCUAUUUCAGAUUUUAAGUUUCAAGCGUGCAUUUUAAUUUAAAGAAUUUUGAAAUAUAGUUUCAAAGACUUGAACAUUAAAAUAUUAGAAUAGUUUGAAAUCGAAGAUUUUAGAUGAAA
Molecule: messenger RNA, 2749 nt
Organism: Belonocnema kinseyi
Lineage: Eukaryota; Metazoa; Arthropoda; Insecta; Hymenoptera; Cynipidae
Gene: MetRS-m
Product: methionine--tRNA ligase, mitochondrial-like
Exons: 7
Coding region: 274-2238 (654 amino acids)
Biological process (GO): methionyl-tRNA aminoacylation
Molecular function (GO): ATP binding; methionine-tRNA ligase activity
Source: RefSeq, a predicted model, not a curated record